AUGGCUUUUCAUUUAAGAAAUUCAAGAAAAUCGCCGCUCUCCGCAUCCACACAGGUCCACAAAUUCCUCGCCGGAGAUGGCGGCCGACUGUCACUCUUCGCCGCCGAAUUACACUCUCUCGUCCACGGACAAGACACGCCGUUACGAUGGCGAGGAGUUCAAAGAGAGCAAGUUGACGUUAGCUCUCUGGCCAUGUAUUUUCUUCUAAAUUAUUUUACUCGUAGCAGCAUCAAUCGUACUCGUUGUCAAAUUCCGUUUGUACUGCCAUACCCCUCUUCACUCCCUCUUAAAAAAUGCCUGCCGGCAAUAAUCCCACACCAAAAUCCCCCACUUUGCUUGAAAAAAAUUAGGCCCUUUUGUAGCGAUGUCAAUUCGGUGCAUACCGAUUCCGAAUUCGAGAGCGACAUCAAAAAUGAAUCAGCUUCCGCCGAAUUCGAGGCCAAUUUGAAGGAGGUGGAAAGAGUAUGCAAGGUGAUCGACGAAAUGUUUGCUCUAGAUAGGAACAUGGAGGCCGUUUUAGACGAAUGUGGGAUCAAUCUGAAUCAUAAAUUGGUGUUGUGUGUGCUGCAGAGAUUCAAUCAUGCUCGAAAACCCGCGUUUCGGUUCUUCCGUUGGGCUGGAGAUAGGCCUGGAUUCUCUCAUGAUUCGACCACUUACAACGCAAUGAUGAACAUUCUUGGAAAGACCAAACAAUUCGAGACAUUGGUUUCUCUCCUCGAAGAAAUGGGAGAGAAGGGUUUGCUCACGAUGGAGACCUUCACCAUCUGCAUCAAAGUCUUCGCCGUUGCAAAGGAGAGGAAAAAGGGAGUUGCCAUUGUCGAUUUGAUGAAGAAAUAUAAUUUCAAGGUUGGAAUAGAGACCGUUAAUUGUUUGCUCGAUGCAUUGGGUAGGGCCAAGCUCGCAAAAGAAGCUCAAACGUUGUUCGAGAAAUUGGAGCACACAUUCGCCCCAAAUCUAAAAACAUACACAAUCUUGAUCAACGGUUGGUGCACGGUCAAGAAUUUAAUGGAAGCCGCUAGAAUUUAG
Molecule: messenger RNA, 1026 nt
Organism: Erythranthe guttata (spotted monkey flower)
Lineage: Eukaryota; Viridiplantae; Streptophyta; Magnoliopsida; Lamiales; Phrymaceae
Source: RefSeq, a predicted model, not a curated record